UGAAUCCGGACAUAUUUGGUACUUGUCGUACCAGUGACUCGUAUAAAUAAAGUUGCGGAACUCGAGUCUCAUUCACUCAGCUCUCAUUCAAAACCCAACGAACUGGGUGUGUACGCGAUGGGACUGGGCAGCACCAGCGCCAGCGCCGAAACGUCGUCGUUGAUGAGCGAGUUCCUCCGGCAGGCCGGUGGAUCCGCCGUGGUGGACGGAGGGCUAGCGACGGAGCUGGAGCGCCACGGCGCCGACCUCAACGAUCCCCUCUGGAGUGCCAAGUGCCUCCUCACUUCCCCUCACCUUAUUCGCAAGGUACACCUUGAUUACCUUGAAGCUGGUGCAGAUAUUAUAAUCUCAGCAUCUUAUCAAGCCACAAUUCAGGGCUUUGAGGCUAAAGGAUUUUCUAGAGAAGAAGGUGAAACCUUGCUUAGAAGAAGUGUUGAAAUCGCCUGUGAGGCACGAGAUAAUUAUUAUGAAAGAUGUGUUGAAUGUUCAUCGAAUGACACUGGAGAUGGUAGAAUUCUCAAACAUCGUCCCAUCUUAGUUGCAGCAUCUGUGGGGAGCUAUGGGGCUUACUUGGCUGAUGGGUCUGAGUACAGUGGCAAUUAUGGUGAUGCAAUUACCUCAGAAACAUUGAAAGAUUUUCAUCGGAGAAGGGUUCAAGUCCUAGCAGAGUCAGGUGCUGACCUAAUUGCAUUUGAAACAGUUCCUAAUAAACUAGAAGCUCAGGCUUAUGCAGAUAUUUUGGAGGAGGAAGAUAUAAAGAUUCCUGCAUGGUUUUCUUUCAAUUCUAAAGAUGGUGUAAAUGUGGUUAGUGGUGAUUCCAUUCUUAAAUGUGCAUCCAUUGCCGAAUCAUGCAAGAAAGUUGUUGCAGUGGGAAUCAACUGUACCCCACCUAGAUUCAUUCGUGGACUGAUAUUAUCUAUUAAGAAGGUGUCAACUAAACCUAUAGUCAUAUAUCCUAACAGUGGCGAAAGUUAUGAUGCUGAGAAAAAGGAGUGGGUGCAACAUACUGGGGUUUCAGAUGAUGAUUUUGUGUCAUAUGUAGACAGAUGGUGUGAGGUAGGGGCUUCCCUUGUGGGAGGCUGUUGCCGAACAACUCCAAAUACCAUUAAAGCCAUAUACAGGACUCUUUCCAAUAGAUCUGCUGCUGCUCUACUCCCAUAGUAACUGUUAUGACACGCAGAGAAGAAAACUAAUGCUGAUGGUGAAAAGGCUUGCUCUGUCUGAAGAAAAUUCUUCUGGUUGUCAUGUGGGAGGAGGGCUUCUUUGAAGCUGAUGGGAUGAGGCAGUUUCCUCAUGAAGUUGCAUAUGUGAAUCUUAGAUCCAAGGGGAAUUCCACUUGUCUUGAAUUUUCACCUGUUUAAUAUAAAUUUAUGUUCCAAUUUUAUUUUGAGCA
Molecule: messenger RNA, 1393 nt
Organism: Alnus glutinosa
Lineage: Eukaryota; Viridiplantae; Streptophyta; Magnoliopsida; Fagales; Betulaceae
Product: homocysteine S-methyltransferase 2
Exons: 7
Coding region: 118-1161 (347 amino acids)
Biological process (GO): S-methylmethionine cycle
Molecular function (GO): zinc ion binding; S-adenosylmethionine-homocysteine S-methyltransferase activity
Source: RefSeq, a predicted model, not a curated record